AAUCAAUUUUGAUUCGAUAGAGUGACAAAGGCACUCAAGAAGCUAGUUGAACUUGAAACUUGGGCAAGGUAUCACAGGCUAUGUUAUGCCAUGCCGUAAAAAUAAGAACUUUCAGUUGGAGCCAGAAGAAGCGCAUCCUCACCACAUCAAACAAUAACAUGUAAACAGCUAUAUCUACUAUGGUUUAAUUCAAUCCCGUUUAUGUUUAUAGAUGAAGAGGCAAUUCAUUGUAAAAAAAAAAAGAGAAAGAAAUUUAUAUAAAAAAAGAAGGAUAUAUAGCUCUUGAAUGUGAGCCAUGGAAGGUGAGCCGUGGAAGGUUCACUUUUAUUUCAUUGUUUUCAGGGUAUGAGGUGUCGGACUUUUCCUUUUCCAGUUAAUGGGGAAAAGAAUAUAUAUUAUAUAAAUUUAUCAAACAUGAAGUCAAAGUCAAGCAAGUGUAAUCAUUGUUUACAUAAUUUCCAAGUGCACCCUUACAGAUGGAUCCGCAGUAAUCUUUUUUUUCCUACUCUUUCUCUUCCUCUGGAGAUUUAGCUUAGAGUUCCCGGUGCCACUUUGAGGAGGGGCUUGAGCAUUGAUGAUUAGACCAGAAAGCAGUGUCAUCAAUGACUCCCACAGGUACCUAAUCUUCUCUUCAUAUUGCCUUCUCAUGGCGCUUCCGACUUGAGCCAACUUUUUGAGUGCAUCCUUAGCCAUCAUCAAGAAACAAACUUCUUCUAUUCUUGGUUGCUUUUUUGUUUCUAUGUGUUGGUUUGUUGAACUUGUCAUAAUGGUUUCUAUUCUUAGUUCUUCGACUGCUUGGAGCAAUUCUUUGUUUCUGUUAUUUUAGGUCAAGGAUUUGCUAAUUGAUGAACAAAAUACAGAACUUAAUGGGCAAUAGUAUCACUGUAUCACUGUAUCACUGAUAGGGGAGCAUUUCAUACCAAUUUAAUUAUCUGUUUCAACCUUUAUAUGAGACUUAGAAAUCCUUCUUUCAAUAGAUACCUCAGUCUACCCACUCACCCAAGCCUCAGUCAUCUUCCCUUCUGAUAAGAUGUUACAUUUUUUGGUCAAUCUAUUGUUUAUAAAUUAGUUGUUAGCAGAUUGACUUGUAAAGAAUAAGAGGAAAAUAAUGGAGGCACUCGUUCAAACUUUAAAAGAACUCUGGAAGGACUGGCAGCUACGAGGGCUGGUUCUAUUUAGCCUCUUCUUUCAGACAAUACUCAUUGUCAUCGGCAAUCGCAGAAAGUAUAGUUACCAGCUUUUGGUCAGAUUUACUGUAUGGGUGGCUUACUUAGCUGCGGACACUGUGGCAACAAUGGCCCUUGGGAUUAUCUCAAACGACCUGGGAGAUACUAGUGACAAUGGUGAACAGGAUGCCAACAUUGAACUACAUGUAUUUUGGGCACCAUUUCUGUUGUUACAUUUGGGUGGCCCUGACACCAUCACUGCGUACUCCUCAGAAGACAAUGAGUUGUGGUUGAGGCACCUGCUUGGGUUGGCUCUGCAAACAGGAGUCGCAUUCAACACCUUCCUCAUGGCAUGGAGGGGCUCUCACCUUUCAAUUCUGUCCACUUUAAUGGUCUUUGUAGGCCUCAGCAAGUAUGUAGAAAGGACCUGGGUCCUCCGUUCCGCAAGCAGCGAACAGAUUAAAGGUUCCAUGCUUGCUCGUCGUGAUCUUCCUGACCCCACUAACCCAAAUUUGCUCAAAGAGUACAAUGUGAAAAAAGAAGAGGGAUAUAUAUGUAAUACAAACAGAGUAAUUGAUAUUCAGCUGCCUAUGGAGGCCUUUGCCAUUGAAGACAAUUCCAUCUCCAAAACCAAUGAAUUGCUUAAAGCUUACGGACUACUUCAGAUAUUCAAGUGUAUUUUUGUGAAUCUCCUACUUAGCUCUCGGGAUCGAGACACCAGCCUAGCCGUGUUUCAGAAUCUGUCCUUCGAAAAGGCUUUUGAAGUAGUUGAAAUGGAGCUUGCAUUCAUGUUUGAUUUGCUCUACACAAAAGCGUCAGUGGUCUAUUCUCGAUGGGGCCUUAGCUUGCGUUGCAUCAAUUUAUCACUUACCUGCAUUGUAUUAGUCCUUUUCUCUUUGGCUGAUGAUAAGCACAAGUAUAAAAAGGCUGACCUUGUCAUAACCUUCCUAUUGCUGGUAGUAGCUAUUGUGCUUGACGUAUAUGGAGCACUGGUCAUUCUUUUCUCAGAUUGGACUGUUGUGUGGUUGAGCUUGCGUAAAAAGACAUCUGUCUUGAGAGCCAUUACUUCUAUCCGAUUAUUUAGCAAUCCUAGGUGGUCAAAUUCCAUGGCUCAAUACAAUCUACUAAGCUUUGCGCUUAGAGAAAAACCAAUGGUUUAUGAUCCAAUCCUAAGUCAAGUAAAACCCCACAUUUUCCAUAGAAUUCUGAAACUCUUUAAGUUCUUAGGCUUUGUGGAAAAGCAAGAAAAGGAGAGAUAUGUAACUAAGGAGGUGAUAUCCAACAGCUUAAAGGAGUGGAUAUUCAAGUAUCUCAAGGAGAGACUUAAAGUUAAAGCAACAGUCUAUGAUACGCAGGAGGUAGGCAGACCAAAAUUUGCGGUAGAAAUUUAUGGUCACGGUGAGCUCAAAUGGAGUGUGGAGAAAGGAUUUGAUGAGAGAAUUCUGACAUGGCACAUUGCUACAGACAUCUGCUACUACUUGGAGGAAACUAUAGAGACCACCCAAUCCAAGCGUGAAAUCAGCAUUCUCAUGUCAAGGUAUAUGCUGCAUUUGCUUGUUAACUAUCCUUCCAUGUUACCAGCUGGGCUUGGUGAUAUUCUAAUUGAAGACACUUGCGCCGAAGUCAUUGAUUUUUGCAAUACACCAGAGCCGCCAAAACACAAACCCGAUGCAUAUGAUAGGUUGGUUAAAGCUACUAUGGGAACAGAAUUGCUUGGAAGGAGGUAUAGAGCAAGGAAAUCUCUGUUAUCUGAUGGAAGUAGGCUUGCUAGAAGUUUGAAUGAGAUAUCAAAUAAGGAAGAGAAAUGGAGCUUAAUUGCUAAUACUUGGGUGGAAAUGCUUGCUCAUGCUGCAAGUCAUUGCGAAGGAAGUCAGCACAGGCAACAUCUGAGGCGAGGAGGACAGCUUCUAACCCAUGUGUGGCUUCUGAUGGCACACUUGGGCUUAACUGAUCACUUCCAAAUACUACAACCCCGUGACAUCACCAGGCUGACUGCCAAAUAGCCUACCAAGUGAUUCUAUAUGAUGGUAUAGAGUAGUUAGCAUUAAGGUUGCAGCUUGCUUCUUGUUGUAAUAAGUGUUUGAAGCCUUUUUUUCCUUUCUUCUUCUCAUUGGGGUGGCGCCUCAUAUCUCAAAGAAUGAAUUAAAUUUUGUCAUAAACAAAUAAUCUGUUCCUCUUAUGUCUUCUUCUUGACCAGAGAAUUCCCAUUCUGAAUUGUCAUUUUGCUUUCCCUUUUUUAAGAUAUGGGCAGUGCCAUAUUGAAUCCGUAUGCUGAAUUCAUCUACUCUGUCAAACCUUGAUAAUGUCUAAAGGUAGAAAUCACCAGCAGAUUUGUGCCCAUAGUUGAACAACAACUUCUUAGCUGUUUUCUAGAAGAAUGAUAUUCAAGGCUUCUGUUAGAACAAGGUUUUGGAACUGUAGUAGUACUAGACAGGGUGGCCACCUGAUUAGAGUUUGAGCUUUUUGUCCACUGGAAUUUGGCUUAACAGUUAAUUUUCUCCCACAAUAAACAGAAUUAA
Messenger RNA from Theobroma umbraticum, 3685 nucleotides. RefSeq lists its product as uncharacterized. The record is from RefSeq and is a predicted model, not a curated record. Lineage: Eukaryota; Viridiplantae; Streptophyta; Magnoliopsida; Malvales; Malvaceae.